AUGGCCUCGGAGGGCCUGGCGGGGAUGCUGGCGGCCGUGCUGGGGGGCCGGGGGCUGUGCGUGCAGAGCUGGGACUCGGGGCCGGCCGGGGAGCCGCCGGCGCCGGCGCGGCUGCGGAGGAACGUCUGCUACGUGGUGCUGGCCGUGUUCCUCAAUGAGCAGGACGAGGUGCUGCUGAUCCAGGAGGCCAAGAGAGAGUGCCGUGGGUCGUGGUACCUGCCUGCGGGGAGAAUGGAGUGCGGGGAGACCAUCGUGGAGGCGCUGCAGCGGGAGGUGAAGGAGGAGGCUGGGCUGCACUGUGAGCCCCUGACGCUACUGUCCGUGGAAGAGCGGGGCCCUUCCUGGAUCCGUUUCACAUUCCUUGCUCGCCCCACAGGAGGAAUUCUCAAGACUUCCAAGGAGGCAGAUGUGGAGUCCCUGCAGGCUGGCUGGUUCCCACGGACCUCCCUGCCCACUCCACUGCGGGCCCAUGACAUUCUGCACCUGGUGGAGCUAGCCGCCCAAUAUCGCCAGCGGGCCAGGCACCCUCCUGUUCUGCCCCAAGAGCUUCCCUGCAGUCUGGUCUGCCAGCGACUCGUGGCCACCUUUACCAGCGUCCAGACGGUGUGGGUGUUAGUAGGCACGGUGGGUAUGCCCCACUUGCCCAUCACCACCUGUGGCUUCACCCCCACAGAACAGAGGGGUGGCCUCAAGAUGGCUGUUCUGCGGCUGCUUCAGGAAUGCCUGACCCUGCACCAUCUGGCAGUGGAGACCAAGGGCUUGCUUGGACUGCAGCACCUGGGCAGAGAUCACACAGAUGGCAUCUGCCUGAAUGUGCUGGUGACAGUGGCUUUUCGAAACCCAGGUAUUCAAGAUGAGCCCCCGAAGGUUCGGGGUGAGAACUUCUUUUGGUGGAAGGUGGUAGAGGAAGACCUACAAAGCCAGCUCCUACAGAGGCUUCAGGAAUCCUCUGUCAUCCCAGUGAACAGAUAGGAAGGCACCAGAAGAAGCCAGGAACUGGGCAUCUGUGCUCCCUUGGAGGGAGGGAGGAGGCUGGCAACCAGGGAUCUUGUUGCAUUAAGAGCUAGAGCAGUUCUCCUUGUCCUUGGGGAUUUUGUGGAACAGGCCCCUCCAUUAUGCCAAAAGCGCCAGUGCCUUUAGCACGUGAGGAGUCCAGGGCUCCAGGAGGCGACUGUCCCGUGGGCACACUGAAGUUUCUCCUGUAUGUAUGGGAGCACUCAGCCCCAGAUGGCGUCCACUUGUCAUUUUCUGUGCCCACCUUGGCAAGGGCCUCUCAUCCUGAUCCUUUCAGGCACUUAAUCCUGGAGGGGGUUGGGGGAGGCCCCUGGAGGGAGGGCCCCUUGCUGAGUGAGUAGGUGUUGCUCACCUUGCCUUUCCUGCCUAAGUGUCUCUGUGGGCAGAAAGUGAGGGGGGCUGAUGGACAAGAGAGCUGCUGCUCCCCUGUCCCACUGAUGGCCACCCAGGCCUUUCCCAGAUAGCAUGUGGGCAUUGCAGGGGCUCCUGCCAUCCACUGCAGCCCUUGGGCCCAUUGGGGCUCUCUUGAUUGCACCUGCUGGGGCAGGAUGUGACCGAGGGGACCACAUCAUUAAUGAAAACACGAGGUUUGAGCAGCGGGGACUCCAGGGGAAGCUGCAGGUGGGGCUGGGACCGUGAGUGCCGCCCCUGCCUUUGCCGAGCUGCUUUCUUCUCACGAUUCCCCAGCUCUGAUCCUCCCCCUCAUCUCCUGCCUCUGCCUUUUUACAACUUCAGCCCGAGACAGGUCAAACCUUUUCUUCAUUUCCCCUCAGCCCAGAUGAAAUCGUCGGAUUUUUCUUUAAUAAA
Molecule: messenger RNA, 1821 nt
Organism: Cynocephalus volans (Philippine flying lemur)
Lineage: Eukaryota; Metazoa; Chordata; Mammalia; Dermoptera; Cynocephalidae
Gene: NUDT18
Product: nudix hydrolase 18
Exons: 3
Coding region: 1-972 (323 amino acids)
Molecular function (GO): magnesium ion binding; 8-oxo-dGDP phosphatase activity; 8-oxo-GDP phosphatase activity
Source: RefSeq, a predicted model, not a curated record